Molecule: messenger RNA, 6337 nt
Organism: Amoebophrya sp. A120
Lineage: Eukaryota; Dinophyceae; Syndiniales; Amoebophryaceae
Source: the annotation of a GenBank genome assembly
GGAUCACGGUUGCAUUCUCCAAAUUUUCUUGCAGUUCUAGUACGAGGUUUUUUUUAUUUUCUUCUCAAUAUUAAAGCCUGUCGAUAUGGAUAUUUCUAUUAGAAAAACAAAAAGAUGACCAUUCUGCUCACAAAUUCAUCUUGCUUUAGAAGAGUUCUUCUACUUGUUCUAGAAACGUUCAAGAAUUGUAGAUCGUGAAAAAAUAUUAAAAAUAGUUCUAGCUAAGUGUACUAGUCAGAUCUGACCGACAAUGUACUUUUUUGUAAUUAAUAAGGCACGACGAUCAUGAGUUGUUGUACAAGCAAUCACUAUGGGAUCACACGUGUCGCUUUUUUCCAAGUCCCUGCAAAAGGACAUGGAAGGGGAAGCGCAUCCCGCAAUUCCAAAAUAAGAGAAUAUCAAGUACUCAGCUGUUGUGUUUCUGGUGCAGAACUAUAUUUAUUACUCACUCAUCUGUUCCUGUUUUUGGUGCAGCUUUUUUCCGUAUAAUUGACAUUGAUAUAAAUCGAAUUUUCUGUACAAGAAUUAAGACUAAAUAACGAACUAAAACAAGAAGAACAUGCCGCACUUUUCCAGGAUCCCGGCAAGAAGGCGGAUCGCUGCUGCGCUCUUGUGCUUAUCGCAAGUGGGGCCCGGGCUAUUCUUGCUGCGACGUGGGACCGGCUUCCUCGCGGGGGUUUUUGGUGGACAACUCCUGGGGCUACCACUCCUGCCCGGGGCGGAUGCCGUGACAGUUCGGCGAUCAACUUCAGAUCCGUUUUCGACGGGUUCCGGCACGCAGCAACAUGUUGCAGAUGAUACUGCAGGUGUUUUUAAUGCUGCAGAGCAAGCACAAGAAGAGUCUUCCUCCCCUCUUGCUGCGCCAUCGCUGUCCCCUACUACUGCACCCACCAGGCCCGCCUCGCCUGACGAGGAAAGUGGAUACUCGGAUGUAUCUGACACGGAGUCGGCUGCCUUCUGGUCUUCUGACGAUGACGAUGAUGAUGACGAAGUAGAUCCACUCAGUUCUUUCAUCGCAGGAAGCCCGCAGAAUGAAAAGGGUGCUGAAAACCAGGUUCUCGUGAUUGGCGAGCGCCACGACAUGCCGCUUGCCGCGCGACUACGCACUCUUCUCCGGAUAUGCUGGGAGUGCCAGGUGGAAAAUCAAAGUUGACAUCGGAAUGGAAGAAGGAGAAACAAGUAGUACUUGUGGUGCAUAUUUAUGAAAAUGUAUCGUUGGUGCCGCCGCAAUUAAUUUCUAGGUAAGAGCGUUUGGCACUUUUUUCCGGCACUGUAGAGCAUAUCUGUCAAUUAUGCUGCCCGGAGCAGGACAGUGCAGUCCUGUAGUGAAGAUGCAUACUUACUUGUCAGCAGGAGCAGCUGCCCAUGUUUUGACCUCCAUAGUGAUAGUCUCGACGCAGCUACAAGCUGCCUUCGCUGCUUCCACCCCUGCACGACAGGCACCAUCUUCCGAAGUCACAUUUUCUGCAUGGCAAACUAUUUCCAUUUUCCACGACCUGGCACCAGUUUCAUACCGAAAGCUUGCGCAUUUGGGGCAGAUAGAGCUUUGGGAGGAGGAGUUUGGUUACCACCACAGCGAGCGCAUGCAGUUGCACUUUGGUGGAAAAUUGGAGAGUACCUCACUGCGCUUAGUAGGCGAUGCCCGGGACUACAGAGAGCUCGCCUCGACCACUAGGGGCGAACAGAUUAAGAUAAACUUUCUCAAUCGCUUACGGUGGCGCCUUCGAGAGCAGGGCCCGCAAAAACUUGCAGGGCUCCUGGGGCGCGCGCGAGAAGUAAUGUUGGCAGCAUUUACUUCCGACUCAGAUUAUAAAUUUUCUGUUGAUCUAGACAGCGCAAUACGCAUUGCAAGAAAUAUGCUUGGGCUUGAAAAGUCGAAAACAGUACUGCUUAUAGUAUUGCAAUUAUGUAUUAAUAAAUAGCAAGAAAAUAAUCUAAAAAUUCUGUACUGAUGCCUUCUGAUCAGCAAAAGCUGCGCACGCGCAGCCUCUUGUUGCAUGCAAAUAGUCAUGAAGUGCACCCGCAAGAAUAAUUCGUAAUGCGCGGAUGCACAUCGGCGCAGAGGCACUCGCAUGAGAAAAUAAGCCGUGCCUGGCUUCUGCACGAAAAAAGGAGGCUCCUCGUUACUUGAUUAGGAUUGCGAUUGCCACGAUCUUGUUCCGCACCACGAUCGCAACUUUCCAGACCCAGACAUAUUUGCAGUGGAUAGGGAAUGAAUAGAAGUAUGAGUAGAAGUUUGGGUUUGCUGCCGGCGGGCUGGAUCGCGACUCCACUGAGCAAGGAGGACAAUGUGGCGGGGCUACUUGAGGCUAUUGCAGGCCGGUUUGAGGAAUGUAACAAGAUCGCGUGGGAAAAAGUUAGAUUUCCGCGAUCCAAAGGCGCUUCUAAGCCUCCAGCUGACAACACCAUCAACGCAGAGUCAGAUACCAAAGCCGUGGCACACUUCAAGCUGUGCUAUCUGCUUGACCAAUUUGACGACAACCAAAUUAUAAGAGGGCGGCGCACCAGUGCGGAGAUCCAAAAACACUUGAAGGAGCAUCGAGAGCACCGCAGCAAGGCGACGCCAACAGGACCUGCAGAAAAACAGGACGGAGUUGGACGAGACGCCGGGCGGGGGUGGCGACAAGGGGGAGAAGAACCAGCAGGAAACGAUGAGGGGCGACGGAUUAUGAUUCCGGGCGAACUACAUACCUUGUCCAUGCUGCCCUCGUGGUCUCAUGUUGAGCGCGAGUUGCUGCGUCAAUAUGCGGAGAAAGGGGCCCUCGCAACUCACGAAAGCGUGAUCGCAAGUGUGCGCUCGGAGAAUCUCUACCUGCAUGCACUUCUAACGGAAGAGCUGCCUGUUCGGCAAGAGCUGUUACGAAUAGCAGUGGACGUCAUCCGAGCCACCUGUGCAGCGAAUAUGUACAAAAAGGUUGUUGACUUCUUUCCGAGGAUGUGGGGCAGCAGAAGCGACGAGCGGACGGGAGCAGGAUUGCGCAUGGAAGAGCAGGAACUGCUCGAGAUGAAAUUUCUGGAAAACCAAAUGAACUUAUGAAGGUAUCAGGGGUGGAUAUCGUCGAGUAAAUGUGUAGUCACUCAGAAAAUGUAAAAAUGAAAAUCAAAAUCAAUCCUCGGCGCGUACGUUUAAAAAUACGUACCAGCUCUUCUUGGGAUCCCAAUUUCGAAGCACCGCAUGACAUCAAAGGUUGGCAACGUCCGGACAUUGAUUUUCCGUGCGGUUUAGCGCAAAGACGGACGCAGCUCCUGCCAUUGUCCUCUUCGCCAGCCGUUUAUCCCAUGUUGACCUUGUUGACUGACCAAGCUGGCGGUCUGUCAUUUUUCCCUUCCCUGCAAGGCAGGAGAGUAUACCUCGCGCAGCUCGCACUUUGUGCACAUCAUAUAUUAUGUACGAAAUGUAAGUGAUUUACGUAUGCAUUUUGCGAACUUCGACCAGCCUGGCACCCCCAUAGAGCUUCGAUGUCCGCCACUACAUCCGUGCUGGACAGGCGACACCAUGGGGCCCCGCGCCGGGGAAGUGGAAGGAGUCACCAUUUGAACAUCGGACAAGGAUAGAGCAGAAGGACGAACCUAAAAAUGCCGAGAAGAUGUUAGGCCCAACUUCUGAGGAGCCUGUCAACACUGCUGGGGAAAAACAAAAAGGUUUGGAAGGCACAGUCGCCGGUGAGAAUAAGCACCAGACGAUGGUGGAGCAGGUGGACGCCCAGGUCGCGGUGGACGAGCACGUCCACGACCCCGAACUGGCUUUGGAGAACCAGUUGCGUAACUCCCCGCCGGCACGAGCAGCAUUUGAUGCUAACCCUGCCCUGUUUCACAGCGAGACGUUGCCACAUUUGGUGACCGUCCGUAAUCUGGUCUGGAUCCGACGCUUGGUGAAAAAGUGGGAGAACGACCAGUCAGUGAAGGGGCACGAGGACGAGGACAGUCGUGUGCUGGGAAGUAGAAUAAAUCCACAAGUAUUAAAAACCUCCUCAUCGUCAACAUCCCCUGUGUCGGUGUCUUCGUCCGGGCCGUCGACGCGCAAAAAGCUACAACUGCCGAAAGUCUUCAUUAUGGGAGGAUUAUCCUGUGCAAAAGUAUCGUACUCGUAGUAAUCGCAGUUAUGCAUUACAAAUUUCUUUCUCAAGUUAAAUCCGUAAUACAAAUUUUAUUUCUCAUGCUGAGGAAGUUUGUCAUGCGAUUUAUACUAGUACGAUGCUUUUGCAUUUCAUAAGGAUCCCACAAUGACCAUUUCAUCCGCCGCUUGCAGCAAGUGCGCCCGCUAUUACAGUGAAAAGUGCCCCCACCCCACACUUGGCAGCAUUUGUAUUGCAAACCUUUCCAAUAGAAAAAUUUCCCUUCUUGCAUAUCUUAGCAUCACAAAUUUUCCAUGCUGAAUAGCUCGAAUUUGUGUUGCGAAGGGGCCCAACAGCAGCCGGAUCUGUUACGCACAAGGCACAUUGCGCACCUAGAUUCUGCAUCAGAAAGGCUCGCAAUCCUUUCAUGCAAGACAAACACAAAAAGCUUUCAUUUGGAAACUUUGCAUGACAAACUUUUGCACAUUGGGGGGUGGGGGCAUUCUUCAUUGUAAUACCCGCAGUUCCAGAUUCAGAGCGCGGUGAUUUAUCAACAUGAGGCCCCCUCAACGGCGGCACUGCAGCUGGCAAAAGACUUUUACAAAGAGUUGGGUCAUCUCGUUGACAUCGAGGAGGAGGACGCUGCUACUUCCAACAUGGGCGGGUCUCGACGCGGAAGGAGUGAUGAUGAUGAAACAACAGCUGCUACAGGGUUUGAUGGCAACACCACCAGGGGGCAGACGACAUCAUCUUCGCCCGUUGUCUUGUCCGACGAGAUCAAAGGCCGCCGGAAAAUGAGGUUGCUGCUGGAAGCUUUGUUCGGGGCCGCAACCGCUGGCGCUGCAGGGGUAGAGACCACGCGGAAGAAUGAAGAUGCAGCGGCACGGUUGAAACGGCUAGCGGAAAAUGUGUUUAACUGGCAUCCAUCUCCAGGCAACGGCACGUCGUCCGUAAGUCCGUCAGGCUUAGCACAGGUUCUUCGCUUUCUUGCAACUCACACGGCCGCGGGAGAUGGUGGACAAGGAGCAGCAAGACGAGCCGCAAAAACAAGCUGCAAAUCCAAGCGUGUCGCGCAGCUGGUCACCAGACCUGCUCAACAGAGAAGCCCACGAAAACAACUGCCGCGCCGACUUGAUGAGAAAACUGAAGAUAUUCGUAUUAUUGACACCAAGGGAAAAAAAGGCUUCAACAAGGAGAAAAAGAUCAACGCUAUUUCUCGUCGCAGAAAGAAGAGUUCAAGUUCUGCGCCGCCAAGGGCAAAGAAAACUGUGACCCCGAUUAAUAUGCUUGCGAGGGGGAGGGUGGGAGUACGACGCCCCACUCCUCGUCAGCUGGACGCCGAUGUCACGCCGCCGCCGGCCAGGAGAAAGAGACGCUUUUGCAAGACUGCUCAAUCAGAUACGGGACAAGUAGACGCGAAUAUUACUUCUACUCCAGCAGCAGCAGAUCCUCCCGUUCAAAAACGGGUCGCAAAUGACCACGCUCGGGACAACGUUUCAGAUCGACAUGUCGUGUCCAUUGCCAGUGAUGCUCCAUCGCGCCCAGCCGCCGGACUUGAUAACGACUCAGACACAUUAGCGGUGAAGAAGAAACAUGAGGAGGAAGAGCAGGCAAAACGAAAACUGAUCAGGCACCUGGCGGUGAAAAAGGUCAGGCGUGCCCGCAAGAAAGAAAGCAGAGCGCCGCGAUGAUGAGUAUUUGUAUUUCGGGCUAGCUGAUGUGAGUUAUUUCUUCGAUGGGGUGUUAUGGAUAAAACUAAAAGCUGUGCUGCAUAAAGGCAGCUCCCGCCCUCGAACAUGAGCUAAGGGGUUGACGUUGUGUGUGACUUUCUUCUCUUUGCUCUUCUCAUUCUCUCUUCCUGCACUAAGAAAAUUCUUAUACCAGUUUCUAGCAUUUGAUGUCUGUUUCCAAAUAAGUAGUAUUAUCACAGAAAUAAGCAUAGAUAGUUCAAGCUUGAUGGACAAGGAUAGGACCGUAUCAGUUCUGACAUGGCCCGGAAAAAGAAGAGGGCAGCAAACUAGCAAGUAACUUUGUAGAAUGUACUAUACGUUAAGCCGUACCUGGCCGCGCCGAAUAUCUAGCUUUAUAUGUGUAGGAUGAACAGAAUUUGAAUUUCAAUUUGCUUUUUUUACAAGCUUGUACGAUAUUGCAUCGCUGGCGGUACUAUAGCUUUCAGAAAUUUUCGCCCGUAAAAUUUGAGGAAGAGAAAGUAUGCUGAGGACGUUUACCAUCAUGUUUUGAAAAGACAAAUCAGAUGAUAUUAUAUCAUGAAUGGGCCCUGG